AUGCCUGCAAAAAUGCUAACUCAACCCGACUUCGACGCGAUUGUCAUUGGCGCUGGCUUCGGCGGUAUCUACAUGUGCAAGAAGCUUGUCGCCCAGGGGCUGUCUGUCAAAGUCAUUGAAGCUGCGCCCGAUGUGGGAGGAACAUGGUAUUGGAAUCGCUACCCUGGUGCAUUGUCAGACACGCGGUCGUUUCUGUACCGAUACUCGUGGGACCUUGAAGACCUCCGCCAGUACCCUUGGAAAAGAGAGUAUUUGACACAGCGAGAAAUCCUUGCCUACUUGAACCAUGUUGUUGAGCGGCAUGAUCUGCGACAAUACAUGCAAUUCAAUACCGAAAUGCAAGGCGCCUCUUACGAUACCGACCAGAACUUGUGGACUGUUUCGCUGUCAUCCGGCCAGCAAUUAAGAGCUCGAUAUCUUAUUACGGCAGUUGGGCUUUUAUCCAAAAUCAAUUAUCCCGACAUCCCUGGACUGAAUUCAUUCAAGGGCGAAAUGCACCACACCGGCAACUGGCCCUCGUCUUAUGACUUCACGGGAAAGCGGGUUGGAGUUAUUGGAAACGGAUCCACGGGAGUUCAACUAAUCACUGCAUUGGCCGAUCAAGAUGUCAAACAGCUGCUCUCAUUUCAGCGGCAUCCGCAGUAUGUCGUUCCAGCGGGCGACGCGGAAGUGCCUCCUGCCACUCGAGAAGACCUUGAUAAGCGCUGGGAGCAAGUCUGGAGGGAGGUAAAGGACAGCACUUUUGGGUUUGGCUUUAAGGAAAGUUCAAAGCCCACCUUCAGUGUCAGCGAAGAAGAGCGCGACAGGAUUUUUGGGGAGGCUUGGGCCAAAGGGGGUGGAUUUUAUUUCAUGUUCGGCACGUUUUGCGAUAUUUCCUACAACGAAGAAGCGAACAACGCCGCUGCGGAGUUUAUCCGCCGGAAGAUCCGCCAAAAAGUGAAGGAUCCUGUCAAGGCAGAAAAGCUCAUGCCAUAUGAUUGGUAUGCCAGGCGGCCGUUGUGUGCUACUGGCUACUACGAGAAGUUCAACCGUCCGAACGUGGACGUCGUCGAUAUCAAGACCAAUCCGAUCACCAAGAUAACAGACAAAGGAAUCCAAACGGCCGAAGGAUCAGAGUACGAGCUUGAUGUUCUAAUCUUUGCAACCGGCUUUGAUGCGGUAGAUGGUAACUACAAGCGGAUGUGUAUCCAGGGCGCCUCACAGGAUACCCUAAAGGAUCGGUGGAAGGAGGAGCCCAGUUCAUUUUUGGGGGUCUCGAUCCCUGGAUUUCCUAAUCUAUUCUCCAUCCUCGGUCCUAACAGUCCGUUUACCAAUUUGCCGCCCUUGAUUGAGGUCCAGGUGGAAUUCAUUUCCGAUAUGAUCUCUCACGCGAGAAAAGUGGCGGCUGCUGAACCGGCAACAAACGGCCCGCGUGUGGAGGCAGAUGCAGCAGCAUUACGAGACUGGAUUCAAAAGUGCGACGAGCUCAGCGCCGACAGUCUAUUUCGGAAAACCAACUCGUGGAUCUUUGGGGCGAAUGUGGCUGGCAAGAAACCUUCAGUGCUGUUUUACUUUGGAGGGCUGGCGAUGUACAGACAAGCCCUACAGAAGAUUGUGCAACAGGGGUAUAAGGGCUUUAGCAUUGUUUGA
This is a messenger RNA of Aspergillus fischeri NRRL 181, 1629 nucleotides long. Its product is annotated as flavin-containing monooxygenase. The coding region runs from base 1 to 1629 and encodes 542 amino acids. NCBI's taxonomy places the organism in Eukaryota, Fungi, Ascomycota, Eurotiomycetes, Eurotiales, Aspergillaceae. The record is from RefSeq and is a predicted model, not a curated record. Gene Ontology annotation, molecular function: NADP binding; N,N-dimethylaniline monooxygenase activity; flavin adenine dinucleotide binding. The transcript is spliced from 2 exons.